UAAUGUUUCGGGUCGAAGCCACUUCACCAGACAUAUGACUCGAAACGUUAACUGUUUCUCCUAGCAGAUCAGACAGCAUCUUUGCAUUCAGGGUGAUGUGGUUUUUCGAAAUGCCAAGUCGUUGUUUCAGUGAAUUACGUUUUUGCCGGCAACACAGCAAUUUAUUUUCACAAAGUUCGCUGAGACAAGAUGCAAAUCAAACCUUUUUUUAAUUAAAGAUAAUUAUGUGAAUCAUUUCAAUCUGUAGCCUGAAAUGCACUAGUAAUUUACUGAACUGUAAUUGACCCGAGGAAUUUAUAAGAAGCUGCAACAACUCCCAGGGUUCCUGCAGGAUGCACGCGAGUCAGAAAUCUUAAAGAGACAGAGCCGGUUAAACGUGCAACUUUUCUCCAGAACGAGAAGCACCAUCGCAAAUUCAUCGGCCCUAAAAAGAAACGCUGCAAAGAUCAAUUUAUAACGUUCCUUUCCAAAUGCAAGGAGGCAAAAAGUUGGAGGCGGUGUACAAUAGCAGGAGACGUGCUCGACAAUCUCAAAAGAGGGUGGUCACCAGCGACUUCAAUUGUGAAAGGCUCCGAUACUGCAAGAACAAAAAGAACAGCGAAGAGAAAAGGAUGAAACACUCACGCAUAAUUAGCGGUGUAUUAUUUACAAGCGCUGAGAACUUGGUUUGGGUUGACGCCCAGCUGUGAGAUUUAACAGCGUGCAUGUGGAAGGCAGGAAGCGAAUACGGACUCCGCGGCCCCCACGACCCUUCAUUGUCCUUGCCUCGUUGUUGCGUCCACUUUGUGUUCGACUCUUAACCGUCUGGUCAGUCUGCCUCUCACUUUUGAUUAGGAACGUUCAGACAAUAUUACUUGAAGCCUUUGAAACAGGCAGAUAAACGCGAGAAGUAAUUUAUAAAUGUCACCCACCGCGACGCGGCGAGGAUAUCCUAAGUAAGGAGUUAGAAGUCUUGGGAAAAACGAAAGGAUAAAUUCUUCAAGAGAAGGAUCAGCAUUUAUUGUCCAUCCCCAAUUGCCCAUGCAAAGGAGGGGAUGUGCUGCAGUCUGGUGAAGGUGUUCCCAUGGUGCUAUUGGUGAAACCAAAACUCUUGCAAUGAUGAGCACAGAAAACAACCCAGCUAUAAAGAGCCACAAGAACUUCAGCCAGUCCAGUACAGACUCGCGUGGUAAAGCAUCAAGAGCAAAUUGUAUUUCCAGAGAUGAUAAAAAUGUUAAAGGAAAACUUAAUAUGCGAUCUCCUGCUGGGCUUUUCAUUAUAUUAGGCCUGUUGAUUGUCAUGGUGGGUAUUGCUAUAGCAGUUGUUGGCUAUUGGCCACAUAAACACAAUUCUCGGGUGUCAGUGAAUCAACAACAAACAAAUAAUAGUGAAUCGGCUGUUGAGACUCAACGUGCGAGGGUGAGGCUUCAGUCCCAACCUGUGCAGAAGAAUGAAAAGCUGAAAUUAAUUGGCCCACUGAUUAUGGGCAUUGGAUUAUUCAUAUUCAUCUGUGCAAACACGGUGUUACAUGAAAAUCGCGAUAGGGAAACUAAACUUUUAGCGCAGGGAAAUAUUUAUUCCACAGCUGAUCAGAUUUUCAAUGAAGAGAAUAAUGAACCAGAAAGGAUUCAGCACCAUCCCACUUCAUCCUCCAUCGAAACCAGUUUUAGAUGCUUAGAACAGUGCUGUGCUAUUGAAGAAGGUUGCAGUGCAACUCAUGGUCGUAAAUGCUCUCUGACUGCAGAAAAAUGGGUAGAUUGUCACAAGUCUGUUAAAUGUAAUGUGACUGCUCAACUACUGCAUCACAAAAGACCUUCUCCAUCCGUUUCCCUUUGUAGUGUGGAAUCAGACUCGUGUAACUCCAGUGAAGGAAACCUUAAUGUGCCUUUGAAUUGUGGCAAUGAUUCUUCAGUUUCCACCUCAGUGAUAUUACCAGUUAUUAAACUCAACAACUGCGUCAUUGACACUCCGGUUAUUACUGCUGUGGUAGAAGACAUUGAGCUUGGGCAGCCAGUGGUCAUGAUGUCCACUGAAGACCUAAGCAAGCUGCAGAACCAUGGAUACAUUCGGUCUGGUAGCAUUCGUAGUGCUGAUGAUGCUCCUAGCAUUAUGGACGUGGACCAUCCCUUGCAGUGCGAAUCCUUUUCCACCAGACUUAUUGGAAAGUUAUUGUCUUCAGGAGUCACCAGGAAAGCAUAUGCUUCAGACAUGCAACUUCACACAUUAUGCAGUUAUUCCAAGUCAUUUGACCUUGGGAAGAAUGCAGACAAGCUCAGUGAACAAAAAAAAGAAAGGCAGCAUAGGAGUUGGCCACGUUUGGAUUGCAGUUACAUAAAAAAGUAUCUGAAGCUGGAAAACCGAGAAGACAGUGUGGACAGAUUACUUGAACAGAUUGAACGUGAGUAUGCAAGUGAAGAGCAGAACCUUUAGGAACAGAGGAAUUAAAAGAAUAUGGUGGCUGUAAAUGAAAUACAGGAGUUAGAAAUGUGAAAUGGUUUAAAAUAUUUAUCCAGCUGCAAUUUCUGAAAUAAACCUGAUGCAAUCAACUGAAAAUGUGGUUAACAGAUAGUAAACAAUUUGCAAAAAUAUUGCUCCUACUUUGGUUGUUGUAAUAAUUACUUCCUUUCAUUUUGAAUUGUAGAGAGCAGUGUUAGUCUUUUGCACAAGUCUAAUUCUUAACCGGUCCUGACUUGGUGGACUUCCUAGCUAAAUAACUUGCCUCUGUGUCAUCCCCAUUUCUCUUGUAGUGGAUUCUUUACCUAUCCCACAUGGUCAUCAUCUUUUGUCUCCAAGCUACCCAUUGAUAACAUGGUCUCAGCACCAUGUACAGUAUAUUCUGAGUGGACUAUCUCUGCAAGUGCUUCCUUAAAAUCAAAUCAUGAGUAAGAGAAUGUUUGCACUAUUAAUGCUGAAGUUACAGUGUUGGGCUCUGCCCGCAUAAUCCAUUCCUUGGUCAUAACAUUUGUUGUCCCUUCCCAGAUUGUACGUGAACUCAAUUCUAAUUAACAUUCAAUCCAGUGCGAAAAUCAAUUACUUGUAUCUUUGCCAUAUGUCAGAAUCCUCUCUUGAUGCUAUAAGUCAAAUUUUGCUUUUGACCCUUCCUAGACUGCUGAACACUCUGCUCAGUUGUUUCCAGUACUUUUCUGCUGGAGUAAUUUAACACACUUUCACCUCCUUUCUCACACUGACUUCUCCAUUUUCUUGCCAGUACUCAUCGCCUCCUUAUUUCCAAUACAUUGACUCAUCAUCUUCAUUUGCACUAAUCAUGAGUCUUCCCCCUUCCAGCUUCAGUAAUCUCCUGUAGUGCUGUUUCCACACAUAUCCUCUGCUUCGAACACACGCUUCAUGGGGAAAAAAUCUUCCUUUGCCCCAUUUCUCCAGUGAGAUCUUUCCACUGUCUUCACACCAUACCCUGGAGCUGACAAUAGACAUCUCUUCCUUGCCAAUUUCACCUCUGAAGUCUCCUCCAAACCUACCUACAACUAUAAUUGCUGUACUAUUUUGAAAGCACUAGAAAGAACGCCAUGUUAUUUCUACAAGGUUAAUGAAAACAUUGCAUUUGUUUUGUUUUUUUGGUACGUACUUCAGUUUGGACAGGUGAAUCAAAAAGAGAUGAUGGGCUCUCACUGGUCCCAGGCAUCAACGUUAAUUGAUGCUUCUCAGGGUUUUGAAAUAAGACAAUGGGUUUCUUUUAACGUUUGAUGUAAGUGGUGGGGGUAGAACGAUAUGAUGGGUACUUCUCUUACACAGGAACGUUUUACAUAAAGGCUGUGUUCAAAAUUGUGACAGUAUUUUCCAAGGUACACAAACCAAAGCCCAUUACUUGGCCAUGGAACAAUAACAUGCAGAGUACAGAUCCCAGCACCUAAUCCCAACAUAUUUUAAGAAAAAUACUUCAACCAAAAUCUUGGAUGUGUAUAAUUGGUUACAUUUAAAACUAUUUAUAUAGCACGGUAAUGGGCCCUUCCGGCCCAAUGAGCCCACGCUGCCCAAUUACACCCAUGCUAGCCUACUAACCUGUACAUAUUGGGAAUGUGGGAGGAAACUGGAGCACCUGGAGGAAACCCACACAGUCACAGGGAGAACGUGCAAACUCCUUACAGGCAGCAGUGGGAAUUGAACCCUGAUCACUGGUGCUGUAAUAGCAUUGCACUAACCGCUACAUUACUGUGCUGCACCAAAUUUAUUGACUCAUUGGCUGAACCGUCAACCAGCUAAAUGUCAAGUCUAUUAGUUAGUGUUAUUUGAGAACAAAUUAAGGACUUGUAUAUUUUCAGUGAACCUUCAUUAAAAUGUAUCUUUUUAUAUGGCCAAAACACUUUAUUUUUCAGUUUCAUGACACAUUUGCUUUAGAAUGGCAUUUACCAAAUGGUAAUUUUUUUUUCAACCCAUCAAAUUCAAAUAUUUGGUGUAAUACCCAUAACACACUGGAAAAUUACCUUGAGCAUGCAUCCAAUCAUGUGAAUCACCUCCACUCAGUCUCUUUGUUAAUUAUUGCAGUUUGAACAAAGUUUUCAAAAAAAAAUCCAGCUGUAAAGCAAAUUCUCACCGUUUUACUCAACAUUUGUUACAAAUGAGCCAAUCAUCUGCUUCAAAUCAUUGUCAGACAAUUGUUUCGGCUCCGAAUGCUGUGUACUGAGUGAAAUGGAAGGGGAAAUGAAAAUUUCUUUUCAGCUACUGUAUCUGAAAGAGAACUUUGACAUUAAGUGUGAGGGUUUUUUUAAAAUCUUGUUUCAGUUGUGUAUUACUCCAACCUUCUAUGAACUUUUCAUCUCUUGUUUUGUGGUCCUCAGUAGCAAAGCUGGUACCAGGCCCAAGUAAAUGCUAAUGGUGUUGAGUAACUACAUUUAGUUUUAAUACAUACUCAGAAUAAAAGUGAGGCAAGACUAUUAUUAUUAAGUGAUUUAUUAUCAUGUUACUGCCUUUGGGACUUCUGAUGCAAAAAUUUAUACUGCAUGCUUUAGGUAUGAGAAUGUGUUUGAAGAAUGGUACCAAUACAUAUCACUUGCUUUAAAUAUAAAAGCCUCGAUAACCUUCGUGGUUGGAAUCUGAGGUAAACCCACAGAGGACCAGAGAGGCCACAUUAAAGUUUUAUGGCUCUGAUAUCACUUUGGGGCAUUUAACAAGAGUCACAUUUACCCAAGAUACACCUAUAUUUAUGCAGAUAUCCAUUACCACUACAUGGCCCCCUGCAUCUCCCCACAAUCCUGGAUACUUUGAGGUUCUUGAGUGUUCUCCUGCUGUUAGAAGAAUGGUCCCCUGGAGCUUCAGGCAUAUGGGUUCAUUUCCAUUUAAUGCAGGCGCAAGCAGUCAUCUCAGUUUGCCCAGCUGAUUGUGGUAGGUUUAAUGGAAUUGGACUUAUUGUCAAAGUGGCAAUGCAAAUGCUGAGUUAAACAACAGGAAUCAUGGCAUGUUCUAUCCUGCUGGAUUUUCAUGCCAGCCAACCAUCUCAGAGAGUGGCCCCCUCAAGGAGGAAAAUAAAUCCGGUGCUGUAUUAACGCAUAAAGCUGCAAAUAGAUGCACUGGGAGUGCUGGAUACCCAGAAGUAAGAUGCUUAUCCAUUUCUCUGGCUUGGAAAAUAGUGGGUUAGUUCCUUUUUAUUUAUUAAAAAAAAACACACAGGUAAUAAAAUAAGAAUUAUCACUAAAAUGUGAGGAAAAGGUCAUUUUCUCAUAAUUGAAUCAAAGAAUUGCUCUAACUCUAGCCCAUCAAUUCUGUCCUGCCUCUGAAAAGAGCCUACCUAAUGGAGUCCUGCCUCCAUUCCCCUGUUCUUUCUCCUCCUGAUUAUUGUCCCUCAAGAGCCUACCUAAUUUCCGUUUGAAAGUCCUUGUUAAUGCUGUUUCCAUCAUCUCUUCAGUUAAUAAAUUCAAGAUCAUAAGUUUCUGAGUUUAAAAAAAUUCCAUGUCUUUUUUUGCCUAGAAAUUUAAAUCUGUAUUCCUUGGUCCUCAAACUAUCUUUGAAUUGGAACAACUUCCCUCUUGAGGCUGACCUCUCUUGUAUCUCAAUGUUCUUAGCAUUUUGUAUGAGUGUUGGGAAAAAUAACUUUGCAUCAGUAAAGUUGUAGAAACAAUGAAUAAAAAAUUUUGAUAUUAGAACUGUUUUAAAUUAGUUUACUUUUCAUAUUGUUGUACUAAUUUCUUAACUAUCUUUCAGGUAAUUAUAAAUUGUUAAAUGAUACUGUAAAAUUUACAUUUCUCUAAGUCAUCCACCAGGAGCUGACAGAUUAUGAAUCGAUUUGGGAAGAAUGUGCCAAUAUUAAUUGUGCAAUUGAUGAACUUGUCAGUUUGUGAAUUCUAUAUCUUUGGUGUGGUUGUGUA
Molecule: messenger RNA, 6296 nt
Organism: Pristis pectinata (smalltooth sawfish)
Lineage: Eukaryota; Metazoa; Chordata; Chondrichthyes; Rhinopristiformes; Pristidae
Gene: tmem200b
Product: transmembrane protein 200B
Exons: 4
Coding region: 1096-2409 (437 amino acids)
Source: RefSeq, a predicted model, not a curated record